This is a messenger RNA of Lethenteron reissneri (Far Eastern brook lamprey), 1406 nucleotides long. RefSeq names its product cadherin-4-like. Gene Ontology annotation, biological process: cell morphogenesis; multicellular organism development; cell migration. Gene Ontology annotation, molecular function: cadherin binding; beta-catenin binding; calcium ion binding. Gene Ontology annotation, cellular component: adherens junction; catenin complex; plasma membrane. Lineage: Eukaryota; Metazoa; Chordata; Hyperoartia; Petromyzontiformes; Petromyzontidae. The record is from RefSeq and is a predicted model, not a curated record.
GGUUCCGGCAGGCAGGGCGUGGUGGUGCGCGUCAGCGCCGCUGGAGACGGACGUGGGUCAACCCCCCCGUGUCCGUGCCCGAGAACCAGCGUGGCCCCUUCCCCAAGCUGCUGCUGCAGGUGAAGUCCAACGCUGUGGGCGUGGACGUGCGCUACGCCUUGGCGGGGGAGGGCGCUGACCGACAACCCACGGGGCUGUUCGUCGUCGACGCCGCCACGGGGAGAGUGUCAGUCACCGCGAGCCUGGACCGCGAGGUGAUCGCUCAGUAUCGCCUGCGCUGCUUCGCCGUCGACCCGACUGGAGGUUUUGUGGAGGAUCCCGUUGACAUCGUCAUUGACGUCAUCGACGUCAACGACAACCGCCCCAAGUUCACCAGAGACGUCUUCCACGGCAGCCUCACGGAAGGAUCGCCACGAGGCACCUUCGUGAUGAGGGUGGAGGCGAGUGACCUGGACGACCCCUUGACGCCCCACGGAGCUCUCCGCUACGACAUCAGAGUGGCGCGCUUCUCGCUGGUGGUGAUGGCUUCGGACAUGGAGGGAGACGCCAGAAUCAGUCUCUCAACCACGGCCACCGCCAUCAUCACCAUCACCGACAUCAAUGACCACGCCCCCGAGUUCACGAGCAGAACCUGGACGGGCACGGUGCGUGAGAACGCCGUGGGGGUGCCGGUGACGAUGGCGCUUCUCUCGGUGAUCGACGCGGACGAGGUCGGCACGGCGGCGUGGCGAGUCCGCUACUCACUCCGCGGGGGAGACCCCCAGGACCUGUUCGCCGUGGAGACCGACCCCGCUACCAACGAUGGCAGGAUCGUCGUUGUCAAGCCCUUAGACUUUGAGAUGGCGUCGUCGUACAAACUCAUCGUCGUCGUGGACAACGAGGAGCCGCUCGUGAAAUCCGCGUGGACCCCUCCCCAGAGUACCGCCACCGUCACGGUGAGUGUUGAGGAUGAGAACGAGGCUCCGCUGUUUGAGCGCGGGCUGCAGCAGGUGCGGCUGUCCGAGGGCGUCGCUCUGGGCAGCGUCGUCACCACGCUGGUGGCACGGGACCCGGACUCCGCACAGAAGCAGAGCUGCGGGUUACCAGAGGCGGAGGACGCCGCUGCAGUCGGGGAGCCCGAGACGGCUGAAGAUGGCAUCGAGCAGCCGGGGCCGGAUGCAUCCACACCGCAGCAGCCGGAGGAUGGGGAGCCGUCGACAGAGGGGCUGAGGCAGGCGCACGCGAAGCUGGCGGAGCUGCUGUACGCCGCUGCCACCAUGCUGGACCACAUCACACAGCUGGGGGCUGCUGGACCGCUACGGGGCGACGACAGCCGACGACCACAGCGCCUUCCGCCAUUUCGACGGAGCACCACUUUGAAAUUCCCGCCAUCGCCGCAGCUGCUGCUGAGGGUGUGGCUGGCCUGA